GCUAUUGCUGCCAACACAGUCUUUCGAAGCCUAGUUGGAACUUUCUUAGCACUGGGACGGCCGAUGUAUGAGGCCCUGGGAUUGCGGUGGGGAAACACGCUUUUGGGGUUUAUCUGUAUUGCUAUGGUCCCAUUCCCCCUGAUAUUUCACAAAUGCGGUGAUCGUCUCAGGGAGAGAAGAAUGUUUGUUGCCGAGAUGGAGAAAUAG
Ilyonectria robusta is the source of this 207-nucleotide messenger RNA. RefSeq lists its product as uncharacterized. The annotation marks the transcript as partial. Lineage: Eukaryota; Fungi; Ascomycota; Sordariomycetes; Hypocreales; Nectriaceae. The record is from RefSeq and is a predicted model, not a curated record. The transcript has a single exon.